AAUAGAAUAACAAUGCUUACAAACUUGAAUAGAAGUGAUUUAAUGUAUACGAUCUAAAAUGUUUGGGAAAUUUAUUCAUACUAUGUAUCUAAUGAAAAAUAACACUGAAUUAAGCGUAUUAGCUUAGAUUUGCCAAAUAUUUAAAUAUAAUAGUAAAAUAAUAUUAUUUAUCCAACCGAUUUAUGAAAUAACGUGAAUAUUGGAAUGUUGAAAAAUGGAGCCGGCGAUGCAUUUUCAAAUGGUUGAAAUUGAAACAAAGGCAGAAAUGCCGAAGACAAUUACUGUGUUCGGUGCGACAGGGCACCAGGGCGGAGCCAUUGCGCGCGCGCUGGCGCGUGAUCCUGCUAACUUCGUCGUCCGUGGGAUAACCAGGGAUGUCCAACAAGAAGUUAAAGUGGACGAUCUUAAGAACUGCGGUGUGGCAGUGAUACAGUGUAACCUAGAUGAUGUAAACAGUAUUAAAAUGGCGCUAAAUGACGCUGACGGGUGCUUUGUUGUCACGUACACGGACUAUAAUGAGCCAGACUGUAUUGCAAAGGAGAUACAGCAAGGAAAAAAUAUAGCUGACGCAUGCGCACUGGCGAACAUUCCACAUGUUAUUUAUAGCACACAGUUACACACCACCAGAGUGAAGGGGAUUGAGGUCCGCAAUCUAGUCGCAAAAGCGGAAGUGGAAGAGUACUUCCGGUCAAAGGGACUUCCGUUAUCGUGCUUUCUAGUUCCGUGUUAUUAUGAAAAUUUCUAUGAUUUCCUAAAACCCCGGAGAGUCGAUAGAAACAACUUUGUUUUUGAGAUCCCCAUGGGGGAGAUGCCCCUUGACCUUGUUAGCGUGGAGGACAUCGGGGAGGUGGCCCGGACCGUGUUCCUUAACCGUUCAGCCUAUCUCGACAAGACCCUCAGUUUGUGUGGCGAGAAAAUCACCAUCAAGGAACUGGCCGCUGACUUCUCACGGGCGCUGGCUCCACUAACGUUCAGAGAUAAACCGAUAACUGUGCAUGAUUACAAGAAGAGGGGCGAGCCGUGGUCGGUAGAUUUCGGGAACAUGUUCGAGUUUUUCGUGCGAAAGGACCAACGGUACCAGCUCCAGCACACCAAGGACAUCCAUCCGGGCGUUCAGAGUUUCCGGGAGUGGGUCGCCAGGAAUGCUAGGACCCUCGGGGACUGCUUUAAUAAACUAUAGACUUGUUAAACGUUGAUGGGACAUUGUUGUGUUUUAUGGCAAUGUACAACAGGCAAGAUAUACAUCGGAUGAAAAAGAAACGGUCCUAGGCUAAGGGACAUAAGAUAUACCGGAAGAUAGAAUACUGUCCCUUUAGUGGGUUGCUUCCCUUUGAAUCAUCUCACUAAGGCAUAUAAAUAUCCCUGUUAUGAAUAUCUGACGAAUAACUAAAGCAAAAAUAAAAAAUGGCAACCGCAAAGGAAGUAAAAUGCAUUGAUUGCAAUGAAAUGCACUUGGUUUUGUGUUUAUAAUUAUGUCGUUCUUUCCUGUUUAAUUUAAUUCUAUGAACACAUACAUGUAUACGCAAAUUAAUUAUGCGUUAAUUUAGUUAAGGUGUAUUGCAUAUACGGAUGCAUUGCACAACCAUUCAAUUGUUCAUGUUCAUUUUAUUGUUUCAGACAUUGUCUCGUUUGUGUUGUAUAUGUUUACUGUUAUCUACGAAUAAAUACUUCUGUA
Messenger RNA from Mya arenaria, 1675 nucleotides. Its product is annotated as nmrA-like family domain-containing protein 1. The record is from RefSeq and is a predicted model, not a curated record. The transcript has 4 exons. NCBI's taxonomy places the organism in Eukaryota, Metazoa, Mollusca, Bivalvia, Myida, Myidae. The coding region runs from base 215 to 1180 and encodes 321 amino acids.